AAAGAGCGACUACUUUCUUGGUUCCUCCUCUUUGUUUACAGUUAGAAGCUCCUGGCCCUGAGUUUGCUUUCCCAUCAUGCUGUGCUGUCCCAAGCAGCCGCUGCAAUGGCAGGAGGGAGAGAGAGGGUGGCUUAUUUGCUGAAACAGCUGCAACGUGCAUCAUGCAUGUGCCCUGCUCACUCCCACACUUAUUCUCAAGGGACAGAAAGUGCAGCUUUAAGGAAAACAGACUAUGCUUUUGAGAUGGCUGUUUCCAAUAUCCGAUAUGGAGAGGGGGUUACUAAAGAAGUCGGAAUGGACCUGCAGAAUAUGGGUGUCAGAAAAGUCUGUGUGAUGACUGAUAAAAACCUCUGUCAGCUGCCUCCCAUGAAAGCAGUCUUGGAUUCCCUGACAAAAAAUGAGAUAACCUUCAAGAUAUAUGACAAUGUAAGAGUGGAACCAACAGAUCAGAGCUUCUCGGAUGCCAUUGAGUUCGCUAAAAAAGGAGAGUUUGAUUCCUACGUUGCUGUAGGAGGUGGUUCCGUAAUAGACACUUGUAAAUGUGCUGAUCUCUACGCAUCCAGCCCUGGGUCUGAGUUCUUAGAUUAUGUCAAUGCUCCCCUUGGAAAAGGGAAACCUGUUAAAGUCACUCUCAAGCCAUUGAUUGCAGUUCCUACAACAGCUGGAACUGGAAGUGAAACCACUGGAGUUGCUAUUUUUGAUUACAAAGAACUAAAAGUAAAAACUGGCAUUGCUUCUAGAGCCAUUAAGCCCUCAUUGGGCCUUGUUGAUCCCUUGCAUACUCUCCAUAUGCCUGAGAGGGUGACAGCCAACAGUGGCUUUGAUGUGCUUUGCCAUGCCCUCGAAUCCUAUACCGCUCUUCCCUACAAUAAGCGCAGUCCCUGUCCUUCAAAUCCAGAGAACCGACCAGCUUAUCAAGGAAGUAACCCUAUCAGUGAUGUCUGGGCCAUCCAUGCACUGCAGAUUGUUGCCAAAUAUUUAAAGAGAGCCAUCAGGGACCCAGAGGAUCGAGAAGCAAGGGCUAAUAUGCAUCUUGCAAGUGCUUUUGCUGGCAUUGGCUUUGGGAAUGCUGGUGUACACCUUUGCCAUGGCAUGUCUUAUCCUAUUUCCGGCUUGGUGAAGAAUUAUAAAGCAAAGGAUUAUCAUGUGGAUCAUUCCCUGGUGCCACAUGGUCUCUCUGUGGUGCUCACAUCUCCAGCAGUAUUUACUUUCACAGCACCCAUGUGCCCUGAGCGUCACUUGGAGGCCGCCCAGAUAUUGGGAGCUAAUAUCAGCACUGCCAGAAUGAAAGAUGCUGGGCUUAUUUUGGCAGAUACUCUCCGGAAAUUAUUGUUUGAUCUGCAUGUGGAUGAUGGCUUAGCUGCUCUGGGUUAUUCUAAAGCAGACAUCCCAUCCUUAGUCAAAGGCACCCUACCUCAGGAACGAGUGACUAAGUUGUCUCCUCGCCCCCAAACUGAGGAAGAAUUAUCUGCCUUGUUUGAAGCUUCUAUGAAACUCUAUUAGCUUAAAAUAUUUAAGUUUUUUUUAAAAACCUCUAAAGUUUGUUGCCAUUCUAGGGUGACAGAAAACUCAAAAAAAAAAAUGGGAAGUGAUGAUAAUGAAUGCAACCCCACUAUCCAGAGCUUUUUUUUUUUAUCAUUCAUGCUUAUUCCUGGGUAUAAUCUGAUAAAAUCUUGUCUUGCUUUUACUUAUUAGUAGAAUGAAUCUAUGGAGAUUUUUUUCCAUGCAAAAAACAGUGUACUUAAAUGAACUUUCUAGCAUGUCAUUUAAUAGUCUCUGAUACAAAAUAAAACUUUACAAGUUUGAAAA
Heteronotia binoei (common prickly gecko) is the source of this 1809-nucleotide messenger RNA. RefSeq names its product alcohol dehydrogenase iron containing 1 (gene ADHFE1). NCBI's taxonomy places the organism in Eukaryota, Metazoa, Chordata, Lepidosauria, Squamata, Gekkonidae. Gene Ontology annotation, molecular function: metal ion binding; alcohol dehydrogenase (NAD+) activity. The coding region runs from base 106 to 1503 and encodes 465 amino acids. The transcript is spliced from 14 exons. Gene Ontology annotation, cellular component: mitochondrion. The record is from RefSeq and is a predicted model, not a curated record.